UGAAAAAAAAAAUAAUUGGAAUUAAAAUUGACUUUAGUGAUUUAAUUAUUAAAAUUUUCUCUGAAUAAUUUCUAAUUUUUACGCAAUUUUCUUCCAAAUUAAUACUUAAAUUUAAAUAAAAUGGCUAAGGAAGUAACAAUGUGCACGCAACUUCAAAAAUGGAGCCCAGUAAAAGAAACAGCAGGAGCUCCGAGUAUGCCUCCGCAAGUGGGGUACUGUUUUCAUUCACCAAAGAAGCAUCCCUGGAGGCCUAUUAUGGGUUACGAAGAAAUUGAAGUUACUCCUAUGCCCUCGCAACCGAUCACCAACACUAUGGUGGACCCGUGUUACACUCCGACGGGAAUGGCCGCCGAGCCGCUGCGUUUCCCCAACUUGGUGACGGGGUUCGACCGAAGUCCCGAGCAUGCGGCACGCGCGGCGCUCUACACGCGCUACACACAGUACGAGUGGAACCAGAACAGCAUUAAGAAUUACAACGAGUCCGACGCCAAGAGAAACUUCUCGGAGCGGGUGAGGAACGACAUUAUGAGGAUGUUGAGAGAAACCGAUGAAAUCGGAACUCAAGGUCAACGUGACUCCGGGCGGAGAAUCGGAGAAAGAAUCACUGAUACAACGUUUUGGAGAAAUGAGGUGUCAAUAGAAAUGGAGCGUCUAGUGGCGACAUGCGAGAAGCUAAACGAUACUCGACGUCAGUUGGAGCGAGCCAUCGCCGGCAUCGAGGGACCAUUACAUAUCGUGCAAGAGUGCUUGUACCAUCGGGAGAAACGACAGGGUCUGGAGCAAGUACACGACGCUGUAGAGCAGUCACUGCUGAAGGAGGUGGCCAUACUGCGCGAGUGUCAGGACAAGUUCCGCAACAUGCUUGAGAAGGUCCGUGCGCAGUCCAAAAAUUGUCGCGCGACGCAGCAUGAACUGGAGUCAGACAUGAGGAACAAAGAGUACGCGCUCGGUAUCGACUCCAUGUGCCAUCAGCUCAACAACUUCUCCAAGGGUCUGCAAUUCUACGCUGGCAUCGAGCGCUACGACCCGACAGUAUGCGACACGGAACGUUGGGCGGCAGCCAGCGCGGCCACGCUGCAGCGCUCGCAGUCGGAGCGCGCCAAGGCCACGCAGAUGCUCUCAGAUGCGGAAAAUCUGGUGAAUGUGUCUGCGACGGAGAUUUGGGACCAGUGGAGCAAUACCAACAGCUCUUUCACGCGUCGCAUCGCAGAGACCAUCGAGAUCAAGAACAAACUGCAGCUUCAUUUGCACAAGGUCCAGCAGGAGAUGUUUGAUGUUGAGAAGACUCUGGAGCUGUUGAAUAAAGCGAUCGAGGACAAGCUACAGCCCAUGCGGGUCGCACACACGAGGUUACAGGCGCGAACUAACAGACCGCACCUCGAGAAGUGUCGUGACGAGGCGCAGAACAGAUUGGUUAAAGAAGUGUGCGACUUGCACGAGACGAUGGAGACGCUGAGGUCGAAGAUAGCGACGGCGGAGGGAACGCACCAGACCCUGCUGGGCGUCCGAGCCGGGCUGGAGGCCGACCUCCGCAACAAGUCCACCACGCUCUUCAUAGACAGGGACCAGUGCAUGGGACUGCGCCGCGGGUACCCCGUCACUGCUGCCAUCAAAUCAUAGAGUAGAUAAAGUCUGCAUUGUUCAUUAUAUCGAUUUUCGUUGAUGA
This is a messenger RNA of Leptidea sinapis, 1666 nucleotides long. RefSeq names its product tektin-3-like. Gene Ontology annotation, biological process: cilium movement involved in cell motility; cilium assembly. The coding region runs from base 121 to 1620 and encodes 499 amino acids. The transcript is spliced from 11 exons. Gene Ontology annotation, cellular component: microtubule cytoskeleton; nucleus. Lineage: Eukaryota; Metazoa; Arthropoda; Insecta; Lepidoptera; Pieridae. The record is from RefSeq and is a predicted model, not a curated record.